Pseudocercospora fijiensis CIRAD86 is the source of this 321-nucleotide messenger RNA. RefSeq lists its product as uncharacterized. The record is from RefSeq and is a predicted model, not a curated record. Bases 1 to 321 code for a protein of 106 amino acids. The transcript has 2 exons. NCBI's taxonomy places the organism in Eukaryota, Fungi, Ascomycota, Dothideomycetes, Mycosphaerellales, Mycosphaerellaceae.
AUGGCUGGCUCUGCGCUACUGGUUGCGUGGCUCUUCGCAGCUGCUGGCUUGAUGGCAAACUACGGCCACGCCGUACCAGGCGGUCUCAAUGGAGUGCCCAGCGUGACGUGGGUGGUCGACAAUGGCGCCGCAUCGAAAGCCAUCAUUGCUUGCGCCUACCUUUUCGUAGCAUCCUAUCAAUUGACCCGGGGACCGAUUGGCUGGGUCUACCCAUCUGAGGUCCUACCGACGUACAUUGCUCUGACCUUUUUCACUCCACCCGCGUUCCAGAACAUCCAGUGGCGGGAUGCUGUCAUACGACAAGACUACACAAAGCUCUAG